Messenger RNA from Zygotorulaspora mrakii, 594 nucleotides. RefSeq names its product 2-oxo-4-hydroxy-4-carboxy-5-ureidoimidazoline decarboxylase. Lineage: Eukaryota; Fungi; Ascomycota; Saccharomycetes; Saccharomycetales; Saccharomycetaceae. Bases 1 to 594 code for a protein of 197 amino acids. The transcript has a single exon. The record is from RefSeq and is a predicted model, not a curated record.
AUGAAACUUGCAGUUCUUGAUGAAUUUCUCAGUGAGAAAAACUUACGAGAUCAAGUGGAAGUGAUCAAUAACCUGUACGAACCGAGUGACGCAAUUUUGAAGUUCACUGCACGUAGUGAGGUAUUCAUGGAUCAGGCGAGGGCUGCUGUUAGAACUUAUGAGGAGUUUGUUGAACUGAUUCGAUCCCAUUUAUUACAAUUGGUAAAUGACACAGAACGUGUUGGUCCUACUUCAAAAGAUAUGGGUAAUAUAUGUGAUAUAAUAUCCUCACAUCCAAGACUAGGUGAAAAUAAAAAUUUGUCAAUUCAUUCUCAAAAUGAGCAGAAAAAUCUACAAAAAAACCGUGAUUCAGCAGAAAUUCAAGCACGGUUGAAGGAAUUGAAUGAGGAAUACGAAAAAGUUUAUCCUGGGUUGAAGUUUAUUGUAUUUGUUAACGGUAGAAAAAGGCCUGAAAUAAUCAAGCUUAUGGAAGAAAGAGUUGGAUCUGGGAACACUUGGUUCGAAGAAGCCAGGGUUGCCAUGAACGAAUUAUGCGAUAUCGCGCAGGACCGCAUCAAGAAGUGGGAGGUCGAAUCACUCCAAUCAAAGUAUUGA